GGGUCGCUACAGCCUCGCGCCUAAAUUAGCACUCAGAACUGUAGAUAACAAAUGUCUGCAGUUUGCCAUGGAAUGACCGUGACUGCAAACACGUCCAGCCGCCAUGGAGAUCGUGUCACGUCACAGUCUGGUUAACGGAAUCAACCUACCAGCCAUGUUCCUUCUGUGGGCCGCUGUUUUGCUGCCUCCAGGUGCCUUCGCUGAAGACAGACGCACAGGUCACGCUCAUGCAGCAGAGCAGCAGGAGCGGCACCAGCAUUCUGUACAGGGACCCUUUGGACUGGAGAGGGUGGCGUUCGUGAUCCAGAGCCAGAGGAGCUCCUACCAUGCACGCCGAGGUUCUCAGAGGAGGGCGGAGAUUCUGCAGCAGGCGGCUGAACUGGCACAGGGACUCCCGCUGGUUCUGCUCCUGCACGAGCUGUCAGACUAUGAUGGGAUCUGGAGCAUCCUCCCUGCGCUUCCUCACCUCUCUUCCACCUACGGCCCGUCAGCGUCCUGGUUCGUCUUCCUACAGGAGGAAACCAGAGUCACACUGGCUGCUCUGCUGCAGGUGCUCCACAGAUACGAAGAGCAAAAGGAGUGGUUUUUGGGUAAGCGUCUCCAUGACAACGAGGCCUCCAUCAUCCACCACUACGCUUUCUCCGAGGACCCCGCUUCGUUUGGUUACCCUGACCCCGGGGCAGGCUGGGCUCUCAGCACCGCGCUGCUCCACAGACUUGCUGAGCGGCUUCAGCACGAGCACCUGAAGUCAGAUUUUACCAUCGACUGGAAACAUGAGCUUGCCUUGUAUAUCUGGGAUGAAGGAAACGGGCGAAAGCUGACGCCGGUCCCAGAGUUCUGUACGACGGCGAGAGACAGCUGCGCUACCACCUUUACUAGCUACCUGCCCGACUGUGGAGAUCCUGUCUCAAAAGAAGAUUUAUUUGUUGCUGUGAAAACAUGUCAAAAGUUCCACGCACAACGAGUGCCCGUAGUGAAGGCGACCUGGGAGGAGGAGGCUGCGCUGCUGGAGUACUACAGCGACGUGUGGGACGCGUCCAUCCCCACCGUCAACCUGGGUCUGCCCAACACCGACAGAGGACACUGUGGAAAGACGUUUGCCAUUUUAAGGCGCUUCCUGAGUCCAGCGGUGCCAAGGGCUGACUGGCUGCUCGUGGUCGAUGAUGACACACUCAUCAGCUUACCCCGUCUGCGGCGACUGCUGAGCUGCUACGACCCGAGGGAAGCGCUGAGCCUGGGGGAGAAAUACGGCUACGGCCUGGUUCACAGCGGGUACAGCUACACCACGGGAGGAGCGGGGAUGGUGCUGAGCAGGGCGGCCGUGUCCAGGCUGCUGUCCAGUGGCUGUAGCUGCUACAGUGAUGAGGCUCCUGAUGACAUGGUGCUGGGCAGGUGUUUGACCUCGCUGCGCGUCCCCGUCACACACAGCCCUCUGUUCCACCAGGCCCGGCCCGAGGACUACGCGGAGGCGCUGAUCUCCCCACAGGAGGCCAUCUCCUUCCACAAGCACUGGAACGUGGAUCCAGUGGCCGUCUACAGACACUGGCUGCAGGACGCGCAGCAGAGGGACGAGCUCUAGAACCGCGUUUGGGUCUGACGCCCACCUGUGACACCUCCUCAACCACCCCAUGGUCCCCACAGAGUCGCUGUCCCUCGCUGCAUCUCAGACUCACAGACUGCUCAGUAUACACUGUCUACUCCUCUGAGAGGAGCGGCACCAACCACCUGUAGAUGCAGCUGCUUUACAGAUACUGACUGCAGAAAAAGCGGCAUAUUUUAUUUCUGUGCUUCCAGAGGGAUCUGUCUGAAUCUUCAGUGCCGGUUGGGUCUAAAAGUUUGAGAAUGAAAACAACCUGUGGGGCGAGAGCUCCCCAGGCGUCCGCGGCGUCUUUGCAUUUCUGCUGGAGGCUGCAGGUUUAUCCACGCGUUAGCUGCCUCCGGAUGCACUGCUCAGAAUGAGAAUGGGAGCAGGUGAAGUCAGGUGGACGUCUACCUAGUUGGUGGUGGGUCAGCGGUGAUCUGGAGAAGUUUCAGUCUGUGUACCAGCACGUGGCUUGAUCCUUGGGACCAUUAACAGGAACAGCCUUUAGAAAAAUGUAUGGAUGAUUUUAAAGCUGAAGUUUACGGCGCGUCUCUGGUUCCUGGGUUUUAUUUGGAUCCACGUUGUGUUUCCUUUCUUGCUUAUUGCCUCCAUUUUUCUUCUAAUUGUCCUAAACCUUUUUACUGGUUUACCUCUGGGAGCACUGGUUUCCCAGACCUGCCCGUCUCGUGCAGGUUAUUCCACUCUGAUAACGGCCUUUUCAUCGCUCCCUCAUCUGCGGACGCCGCCUCAUUUUUCCAGACUCACUCACUUUAGUUGAGGCCAGUGUCCUGAAAUUGUCUUUGUGCCAUGUGUCACUGUGACAUUAGUCACUGCAGUGAAAGGCGUAGACGUCUCUGACGGAUCGGCGUAUCUGUUCCUUCUGCCUUUGGGCAGAACAAAUAAUUCCAUCAAUGGCACAUUCUUCAUUACAGCAGGAAAUAAUUGCUGAGUCUUUCUCUGUGUGACGAGAUGAUAGAAAAUGCCUCCAUAGUUAAAGCAGGGCUGUAUGGGUGAGAUUUUUUUAACCUGUCUACUCUCCAUCGGUAAUUCUUAAUUACAGUUCUCUCAUAUUUCACAUCAGGAUGUGGCUCCAGGGACGUUGUGUAUAAUUACACUGCUUUCAAUGUUUAAAAGUAACAUUACAAUCUUAAAAACUGGAUCAUUCCGCUCCUCUCACGUUCGGAUCCACUGAUGCAUGACGGCUGCCGGUGCCGGGUGCUUCCAGCUGUAGUGGAAGCACAGUGGUCCAGCACAGACCCAGGGUCAGUUAUGACCACAGGCCUGACUCCACAGCAGGAGGCCGUUUUCUGUCUUUAUUUUUGCUGUUUGACUCAUUGUGAGAGAACAUUCUGAUUUGGCUGAUGCUGAAUAUGAGCUUGCCUCAGUUUAUUAUGAUGCUUACACUGGUCGCAUUGAUGAAAAUCAUUUGUGUGCACAAAUCGCUGGCUUUGUUGGUGGAGCAGUUGAGAUUAGAGUAUAUGAGAUUAGAGGUAUUAGGAUGAUAAACGUGGACCGGAGCCAGAAGCCACCUGCCUGUUGGCUCUGACUAAACCGUCGGCAGCUUCUUCCCAUUUCCUGUAAAGGACAGUAAAUCUGUCCCUUCAACUAAAGGCUGGGACGAUUCCCAUCAGUGUGCUUCAAGGAGCCUAUAUGUUAACCAGCGUUUUAUCGUGUCCACUAUGAAUCUGUCAGCUGUUACUCUUGGCUCAUUCACCAACUCGUGUAUUUCUGUUCAAACACUUUUCCUUCAGCUCGUGAGUGAUUUCUUGCUUUUAAAAUGGGAAUAGAUUGGAUGUUGUUACUCAAAGCUGACUCGAAGACCUGGGCCAAACUCUUCUUUGAGCGGCUGUGAGGCAUUUUCAGUACGUCAUAAAUAACAUCUAGUUACGAGGCAAUCCAACGCGCCCCUUUCUUCUGUAUAAUAACUGUUUUGUUGUCAUUUGUCCAAUUAAAAGCUUUUUUUUUUAUUGAUUCUUUUAAAGUCACAGUGAGACAUUCAAACUGGACUGAAGUCUGCUCUAAUUGGCUGAUAGUUGUUGACACAGCAUUAGUAUUUUAUUCAAAGUGAAAUUUAUUGGGGGUCAUAUGGUCUCAAAGGUCGUUAUGUGUGAAUGUGCUCUAAAUUUCCCUGUGGACUCACAACCGGGCCCAAAUAUUUGAAUUUACACAGGUAGUUUCAAAAUGUCAGGUGCAGAUUUCCAUGAAAAACACUGGUUAUAUAUGUGAUCAGAGAUCUCAGAGAUGAGAUCACAUCGUUAUUGAGGAAUAAAAAAAACAUUUUAAGCCAGUGCAAUAUUUACUUUUAGAGCAGGGCGUAGUGAAGUUACAGAUUUAAAUACGAUCCUGCUAUGUUUGAGCUCAGUGACUCGUUUUAUUCUACACACUGAUUUACACAUCAGGACCUGAAGGGUUUUCACCACAAAAUGAUGUCAUGCAAAGCGUUAGUCGUAGAAGCAGGUUCGGUUUUGCUGCACGUGAAGACUGAGUUUUAAAUACACGCCUGCUCCACUCCCGCCCAGUAACGACUGCGUUUGGCGCCAUCGGCCGCCAUCAGCUGUUCAGAUGAUGGAUGGAUGCUCUGAACUUGUAGUGUAACACGCUAAGGUUCUUUCUGUCACCGACCCAUUGUGUUAUCACCGUUAACUUGUGAUGACUCACAUUUAAACCAGUCCAGCAUCACAAACAAUGAGGAGUUUGAGUAUUAUUUAUUUACGCUGCUGUGGAGUCGCUGACUGGUGUGAGCCUCAGGCUGCAGCCAUCAGCACCUCUUCAUUAUUCCUGCUGAUUUAGGCCAGUUGGGCCGAGGCCACGCUCGUGUUCCAGUCAACAUCCUGCAGCAUUGUCCUCAAAGUGUGCAUGCAGGCACAAAGUGGAGAGCCGGCCUUUUCUCCUUGUUUCACUUUAAAUUCAGUGCAUUUCAACUCGGGCACGUGUUGAAUUUUUCUCAGCUGGGAAGAAAUGACUUUUUCUACUAGACCCACAAAUCACACACAAUCCCUCAGCAGAAGUGCUGCUGGAUGCUGAACGGUCUUAGAGGAAGGCUGGUGAGUGAUUAUGAAAGGAAACGAGGCCGUUCCACCGAGCCGCGAAGACAAAUGCCGCUAGACAUCAGGGGAAUGUGUCACCGUGGAGGCGGCAGCAGCCGGUUCUGUUGCAAACCCGGUCGACCCGUUUGCUCUCUGCAUCAAAGGGGUGCUUUGCCAUCGGCCGUCUGUUUGUGAGCGCUGCGCCGAAGGCAAGGUCGGGUCCCCGGUUCCGAGGAGACAGCACCACCUUGGCUGCUUGUCUUCGGGUUGGACCCACAUCAGACGGCACCAGCGUGUUGUGCUUUAGUUCAUGGCCCCAUCACAUUCAGUUGAAGUUAAGGCUUUCAGGCAGAUGUGGAGCUCUUACUUGACUCAUUGUUUGUGUUGAGCUUAUUUGUCGUGUGAAUUUUAACCAUUCUGUGCUAGCGCCUCUCGGGCUGAAGGGCCAAUAUUUCAGUUCAGUGGCAUCAACUGGUUUUGUGCCAUGUUUCCUUGCAGGUUGUUGUCAUUGUUUUAUACCGUCCCUCCGAUUCAUCAGGAAGCAGGCGUCAAGUGGGCUGCAUUGGAUUUUGUGCCCCGAGCAGCUGAUAAAACUGGAGAACAGGUUUGUGCGACAGCGUCGGCCGCUGUGUUACAGAGCUAUAUAACAUUUCAUUACAAGGAUUUUCCCAAGCAGUAAAGUUUUCUGCCUCGCAGCCAAAAAUAAUCCGACACCGGAACACUACUCCCUCCCGUGAACGUCUCAGUCCAAACGUCAGGCAUCCAUCUGCUCCCAUAACUCUUCUGGGAAGGAUUUCCACAAAGUUUUGGAAAGUGGCCUCAAGCCACAGAGUUGGACCCGAAAGGCUGGUGAAUGAGAAUGAGCUACAGUAAAAGGCCUCGCUCGCUACAUCCACAGACGUGUCACAUGCGGUGUGAGAUCUGAGGCCCGUUAAGGUCAGUCAGGUUCUUCCACUCGUAAAGCAUUUUUAUGGACCUGGCUCCACGCGCUGCAGCUCUGAGCUGAGCAGCACAAACCUUUGUCUUAAAUAUCAGUCUGUGCUGCAGAAUCCAGAUUUCGUAGGUGGUCAGGCUGAAACACGGCACAAACCCAUCAGAACGCGUGUCCACAUUCUGAUGUCGCUAAUGAAAAUCCUCUCACUCUUGAGUUUGUUACGGGCAGAAUUGCUUUUAUUUAUCUCAAACUCACUUUUGAUUAUUAAGAUUUGAUGUAGAAAGUGCAUUUUAUGACAAAAGAAAUAUCAUUUGUUUUGAAGCCACAGAAAAAGAAACGUUGCGUCAUUUUUAAUUUAUUGCAUCGUAGAAUCAAUAAAAUAGUCAUUAAGGAAUUCGCAACCGCAGGUCAUUUCAAUGAGCACCAUUAAUUUUAAGUUCAAUAGUUCCACGGCUCCUUCUUUAUAGGUGUUGUUCUACUCAGACGUUCACAUUCACCUGCCAGUGAUCAAAUAUUAGCUUUGGCGUUCGGGCCUGAUUUUUAAUAUUUCCCUGGACUUCGUUCAUCCUCAGAGAAUCAUAUCAUUUAACUAAAAUAGAUGUUUUCAUAGUUUUCUUUCUACCGGCAGCGUAAUUGUACCAAAGUCAGAAAUGACCUGAUGGAAGUUUCCAUAAGUUCAUCACAAACCGGUUUUAAACCACUAGUAUUAUUUUUAUUAUUAUGUCAUUAGGAAUGUGAGCCAAAGACACAGAUACGACCUGAAUCGAGCUGCUUCGAGUCAUUCAACGCCUAAUGCUUUUCAAAAUCGUAAAACUGAAACAGAUUUAUACUCAUUUUAGACAUUUUUUCACUGGUUACAAGUCACUGUAAUGUUUAACCAUGCUUUGUUUUGGUGUUUUCACAGUCUAGAAUGAUGAAAACACGAUAACGACAAUGUGCUGCUGGAGGAGAAGAAGAAGAUGAAAUGAGUCUAAUCAAAAACACUCAAUAACACCUUUUAUUGUGGCGAAAGGAAGACAGUGGGCACGAAAGCAGCGUGUGGUUGAAAAGGUGUGAGCGAGAGAGAAGAACUGUAUGAUGAAAGGAGGAGGAAGAGGAAGCGUGAAGAGCGGUCGGGAGGAAAAGGACCCGUUUCGUUAAGGUUUUGCAGCUUUACUAAAAAUAUCAAAUGUACCUUUCAGAUCUAAUCACCCACAUCGCUGCUUAUCCUGCGUGCGCAGCUUUAAUUUGGGAGCUCUCACAUUUUACUACUUCCACCGGCUGUGUCAUUUUUCAUUUUUCUCCCCUCAUUGCCUCCUGGACAAACCCUCACGCUGCUCUGGUUUUACUGGUUUAGGAAAAAGCUUUUCUUGAAAAACAGACACAAACAGAUAUAACUCAAUUCAAUGAAAUUAAAUAAUAAUAUUAAGAAUUUAAAAAUGUAUUAAAAAACAUUAACCUUGUUAGUUUCAAAUUUAAAAUAAAAUAAAUGAAUCAAUAAAUUUAUCGUCCUCUCCAUCAGCUUAAUUACCUUUGAGGGCUAUUUAUUACAGUAGUUCAAGACCCAACGCACAUUCAGGAGAUUUUGCUUUUAGUUUCAUCAGUGUUAUUUACAUCUCUCUCUUCUGUGUUGAGUCAUGUGAAAGUACGGAUGAAGGGAGCUGUCAGAGAGGAUGUUCGGCCCUUCGUUCGGGAGCUGCCGUUCGCCUCAGUCUUUCAGCGCUUCAGCGUCUCAGUGACUUCACUGGAGGAUAUUUAUCUCGUUUUGUGAAUCUCCCUCUGAAGCCACAAACGCCUUAAUAUGUUUUUCACAUAUUUGUUUUCCACACUUUGAUGUGCAAAACUGGUCCCGGUCCCCGGGGCAGCGAGUCGCAUCCAAGUGAACGCGUCAGACUUUUAAAAUGUGACCUGAAUGGAUGUGGAGGGAAAGAAACCAUGGCAAUGUCUUCAUUUUCUGUCUCCAGAUUGACUUCCCUGCAGCUGCUCAGAGGCUCCAGGAGAAUUCAUCCACACGUUCCCAAAAUGAUCCAGACGGUCCCGUGUGGGUUAUUAUUAUGGAGCCCGCGCCCACUCGCUCAGUUUAGCUAAUAGCUAAUAGGUUGCAGGCCUUAAAUCGGUCCCACAUGAGGGCGAGUUACUGUUCGACUACGUGUGGGAGCUCAGAAUAGAUCCAUCUCGUGCCACAAGAGAAGGUGCAUCUUUACGAUGGCACAUAAUGUCCAAUGACAAUCAGCUGUGAUGCUGUGUUCACCGGUUUUUCUCUAACGCAUCCUGACAUUCCCCCAUGACGGCUGUUUUAAAAGGUAGAGGUUCUGCUCCGGGAGACACAUGAGCAAAAGCAGACGUGUGUCGGAGCGGGAAACACCCACCAAAUGCACAAAAGGCCAUUUUAUUUGUCGAAAAGGACCGAGUGCCAGCUGAGAAGUGUAGGAGGAGCAGGUAAAAGGUCCUCGUGCUUCGCUCUUCUCGUUUAGCUCAUCCGUUCCUGCUGUUCCCACAAGUGGUUCUGAGCCACAAUGGGCCCCGAACGUUGCUCUUUCAGCUUCGCUCUCGCGGUUCCGACCGCGGAGGCUCAUUAUCGCGCGGCGGUUCAGCGUGUGCUGCGUUUCUUCUGUUCCUUCCUCCCGUUGUUCUUCAGCCGCUUCAAUGCAUAAUGUACCUGCAGAAGCCUCCGUGACCUCUGCGAAACGCUGAAAGAAGUAUUGACUGUGUAUCUGACUGAAAUCCAGUUUCUGAGUCGCGCCAGACCCUCCUGUCUCAGUAUUUAGGUUUUUAUUACUUGAUUUGCCUUUGGUGCAGUUACUGUUUAAAGGCUCUUUGCUGACAUGGUCCUAACAGAAAAUCGCAGCACAGAAUCAAACCUGAUCUGAUCUGCGGCUUUGAAUUGGCUCUAAAAUGUCAUUUUCAUUUCCUCUAAAUACAAAUGUCCUUAAUAAGUGACUUCAUGAGCCUCAACGCUUUGUGAGUUUCCUCUUAAUUGAAUCCAUUGAACUAAUAAAUGAGUCUGCGUGAA
Betta splendens (Siamese fighting fish) is the source of this 8534-nucleotide messenger RNA. RefSeq names its product beta 3-glucosyltransferase b (gene b3glctb). Gene Ontology annotation, cellular component: membrane. Bases 104 to 1579 code for a protein of 491 amino acids. Gene Ontology annotation, molecular function: acetylglucosaminyltransferase activity. Lineage: Eukaryota; Metazoa; Chordata; Actinopteri; Anabantiformes; Osphronemidae. The record is from RefSeq and is a predicted model, not a curated record. The transcript is spliced from 15 exons.